Molecule: messenger RNA, 1125 nt
Organism: Lactuca virosa
Lineage: Eukaryota; Viridiplantae; Streptophyta; Magnoliopsida; Asterales; Asteraceae
Source: the annotation of a GenBank genome assembly
AUGGAAGAGAGUUUGAGCAAAAAACAUAUUGUUCAACAAGAAAUUAGCGGAAUGCCAAGUUUUAGCCUAGGUGUUAGUCAGGAAGAUAUAUCUGAUGAACAAUUGAAUGUUAAAUCUGAAAUAAAACAAACAAUCAAUUCGAAACUUCCCGUUGUUGCAAAAUUGAAGAUAGAAGAAAUGGAGAAUCACAUCAACCAUUGUUUAAGAUCACCAUACAGGUUGAUAGAGGUUGAAACACAUAAACGAGUUACAUGUGAUGAAAAUAUUGUGUGUGAUUGGUUGUUUAGCUGCAAAGGAGAACCAAUUGAUGAAGUUAUAAAAACAAAAAGAGGUGAUACUACAAUUAGAGUAGCAAUGGAGAGCUUACUUCCGUCAUUUGAAAUAACUGCAGUUGUUCUUGAUUGUUGGUCUGAUCAUCUUAAUUAUGAUGAAAAUGCUCAGCAUGCUAAUUCACCAUCAAGAGUUUUUUGUAAAGUGGCUAUUACUGUUUUCUUCCCUGUUAUACGAAAGGAGAAUACUUUUCUAGUUGUAUUCAAUCUAAAUUCAACUGUUUACAAGAUUAUUGAUAAUGUUUCUGGAACUAUACAUGAAGUCGUUUAUGAUCAUCUUGCAGAAAAUCUUAAAAAAAUGUUUACAAUGUUUUUGAAGGAUAUUCAACACUCAUCUGCUACAAAAUGUAGUUCUGAAUCUAUGAAACUACAUAUAACUGAUUUGCCAUGGAAGACAGUAAAAGAAACUAAUGAUAAAGGAAUUUUUGCAAUGCGUCAUAUGGAAACUUACAAAGGAAAAUUAUUAAGGAAGUGGAACACUGAAAUAGAUUACAAUAUUCAAAAUGAGAUUGAAGAGCAAAAGAAUCAAAUAUGGAGAAAAAGAGUUGGUAAGAACAGUCCAAACAAAGUACCUCAAGAACAAAGAAAUAAUAGCCCAAUAGAAUUAGAUAGUAGUGUUAUGAAGAAUGCUGAAACUAAAAUGCAAGCAGGAAAAAGAAAACGAAAAGAAAUUACUGAAGAUGAUGCAGAAAUUGAUAAAGAUGUAAAAAGUUCAAGUGCAAAAACUUUCAAAAAGAAAAAGAAGUUUGUCAAGAAAGACAAAGAACCAAUAGAUCCAGAAAACCAACAUCAUUGA